AUGCUGUCCACUAGUGACUUCUGGAAGGAAACGGAGCCGUCUGCUGCUAUCCGAGGCACCUGGUUUCAGGGAGUCAGAGCGCCUGGAUUGGAGCCCUUUGAGCCGGUGCGAAAAGCGGCGGAUGUGGAGAUCCUCAGCAGCGAGGGUGCAGAAGAGGUCCAGCUCUGCACUGUCUCAUUCGACGGCGAGGAAACGCCCGAGAUGAUCAGGCUUCUUGUGGGAGACUACAACGAAAGUGGAGCACACCAUGGAUGCAAAACAUACCAGCGUUUGCUCGGGGCGUCCGGCUCCAUGUCCAUCUAUUACUUCGACGAUUCCCUGGGAGAAGAGAACCAAGGUUGGUACAUUGGCCCCGAGGUCGCCGGAGAUGAGGUCUAUGCCUGGUCGCCAGAGACGACCAAUGAACCGCCUACCUCUUCUUGGCACAUUCCCCUCGGCGCGGAGGAGGCCUUCCAAGGCUUUAAGGUCCUGCUGAGAGGGUCCGUGGAGCAGGGGCUCCGGGAGCCGGAGGAGGAGGCAAAGCUUGAAGCCGAGUGGAAAGAGAAGGCCGAAGAGUGGGAACCACCACCCUGGGAGUGGGAGGCCUCCAGAAAGGAGGAUCGGUUUGCCAAAGCGGAUCCGUGGGCGAAGGAGGACCCGCUUGCCAAAGCAGACCCCUGGGCCGCCAAGGCCUCUCGAAAUCAGGAUCCGCUUGCCAAAGCAGAUCCUUGGGCGAAGGCCUCGGGAAAUGAGGACCCGCUUGCCAAAGCAGACCCCUGGGCCGCCAAGGCCUCCAGAAAUGAGGAUCCGCUUGCCAAAGCGGAUCCCUGGGCGAAGGCCUGGGGAAAUGAAGACCCGCUUGCCAAAGCAGAUCCCUGGGCCACCAAGGCUUCUAGGAAUGAGGAUCCGCUUGCCAAAGCAGAUCCCUGGGCGAAG
Messenger RNA from Symbiodinium necroappetens, 915 nucleotides. The record is from the annotation of a GenBank genome assembly. Lineage: Eukaryota; Dinophyceae; Suessiales; Symbiodiniaceae.